Molecule: messenger RNA, 6885 nt
Organism: Macrobrachium nipponense
Lineage: Eukaryota; Metazoa; Arthropoda; Malacostraca; Decapoda; Palaemonidae
Product: putative neural-cadherin 2
Biological process (GO): homophilic cell-cell adhesion
Cellular component (GO): plasma membrane; catenin complex
Molecular function (GO): calcium ion binding; cadherin binding
Source: RefSeq, a predicted model, not a curated record
CAGUCGGUCGCAGCUGCCAAAGGGCUCGCGAAGUGGAGCAAGUAAGCGAAGCGAUUUGCGGACUCUUUUAACAGCAUAACAGAAUAUCUCCUUUUAAAAAAAAUUAUUCUUUGAUCAUCUGGGUCAAGUUAGGAUAACGCCGUUGACGAUCGCCAUUUCACCAACGAUAUUAAAAUUUCAAGACCUUUCAAACUUUUUCAAAAAGUGCCUGAAACUUUUCCAAGAGAAUUCUCUGAAACUUUUUUUUCUUUUUGCUCUAGCCGUUUGCUCAAACUCUAUUAUUUCUUGCUGGGUCCCAUGCAGGAGAAUAAACCAUGGUUUACCAAAAUUUCAUCCUGAACGAUUAAAUUCUCAGAGAAAAAUAUGUUUGUCUAUAUGAAACCUACAGUACCUUCCAAAGAAAUCUAAAUUUCUGGUGACAAUUUUUGUUAUUUAAGAUUACCAAAUAAAACAUUACGAGAAACAGCAGAGAAAUUUGAAGCUGCUACAACAGCCAGGUCUGCAUUUAAGAAGCAGACUCCAGGGUUACUCGAGUAUCAACCUUUAAUUGGUCAAUGCCUGACGAGGUUCUUGGCUGUUCAGGUACUACUGGCUGGAAGUGUCUUGGACGCCGUAUCCUUGGCCUAAUGGCGGUUAAUCUCCUAAUGCCUCUGCUUAUCCCCCUCGGGGAACAGAUCACAAAUGUCACACACCUAAGUAACGUGGGAAACCUGGCCUUCCAGCAGCCAUGGAUGGAGGUUUUCGUCAAAGAAAACACAGCACCUGCUCUACUACUUACCCUUCAUGCCUCAACUAAUUCUAGCACUAAGAGUGUAUUUUACAGCAUAGUGAGUGGAGGCUUAAAUGGCCUUUUCGUGGUCGAUCCACAUUCUGGUCAUCUCACCUUAGCGGCGCCUCUUGACUACGAAACAAAGAACUCAUACGAGUUGAUAGUAGGGGCGAUCUGCGGGGAAGAACGAGCGUUUGCUCAGGUCGUGGUGAAGGUCAGGGAUUUGAAUGACCUUCCGCCGACUUUCCCUCGGCCGCUGUUCGAGACCCAAAUCACAGAGGAGGAUGAUCGCCAUCUUCCUAAACCCAUUCUUCAGGUUGCAGCCAAUGAUGGUGAUGUCAGCGACACAAACCGACUGCAGUAUAGCCUGCACAUAGAGGAUUCACCUGAAUCUACUGACAUAUUCACUAUCACAAACAACACAGGGCACUUAUACCUUUUGAAAGCGUUGAAUCGUGAUGCCCCAGAUGGCAGACCGAGAUGGCAUCUGAGGGUUACUGUCACGGACGGACUCCACACAGCCCAGGCUCUUAUCCAUGUCAACGUCAAGGACAUCAAUGAUAACUCACCAUACUUUCCCCAUGACACCAUCAAUGCCACUGUCAUGGAGAACUCUCGGACGGGAGUGGAGAUCCUGCGAGUGACGGCCCUUGACAACGACGACCCGGAGGAAGGGACCAACGCCGUCCUGUCGUAUUUCGUGGAGAAGAACGUCAUAGACGAACACUCGGGUCAGCACAUUUUCAACAUAGAGUCGCAAAGUGGCAGAUUAUUUACAGCACAGUGUUGCCUUGAUAGAGAGAGAACACCGUUUUAUGCCAUCCAGGUUGUAGCAGCCGACGGAGGAGGACUCAAGGGGACGGGAACAGUGGUGGUGUCCAUUGGUGACCAGAACGAUGUGCCUCCCAGAUUCUCCCGUUCGGAGUGGCUCCUAACUAUUCACGAGAGUCCGUUGAACACAACCCUGGCCCUCCUGACCGUGGAAGACCCGGACAUCACCAACGAGUUCGCCUUCCGGAUCGUUCCCGGAAGUGGUUACGGAUGGGAGAGGUUUCACGUCGUGCCCGUCGGGGAUGGCAGCGGUCUGCAGAUUCUGAGGAAACUCGAUUUCGAAGAUCCUAAGCAGAGACGAGGAUUCAAAUUCAAGGUGCAAGUUACAGAUAAGGGUGAGAAAGGUUGGGAUGACGACUCCCACCGAGCAGAGACGUGGGUGAUCGUGGAGGUCGUCGACGACAACGACAAUCCUCCUCGUUUUUCGACGCGGCACAUCAAUCUGACUCUUCCGGAGGACACCCCAGCGGGCUUGUCUCUCACGACGCUUUCGGCUUCUGAUGCAGACAAGGGGCUCGCAGGUAACAUUCACUACACGGUAGACACCACCAGCGACCCUGGCCGGCAGUUUGCAGUCGACAGCAAAGGCGUGGUCCGUUUGAGAAGGCCGCUGGACCGCGAGAAGUCAGCGCUCCAUCUGGUGAGGAUCUUGGCAGUGGACGAAGGCCAGCCGCCUCUAACUGCCACUUCGUCCGUGUUGAUCACAGUCACAGACAUCAAUGACAAUCCCCCUCGUGUGGCUAAUCCCGACGCCAUAUUCGUGCCCGAGAACAAUAACGGUCCAAUGCACGUAGCUAGCUUGGAGCUGGAUGAUGACGACGACUGGUCCUUAGGGCACGGGCCACCUUUCACCGUCAGUCUUGACAAAAACUCUCCCAAAGACAUCAAAGAAUCCUUCAGCGUUAAAUUUAAUAAUAGAGGUCACGAAAAGGGCGGUAUAGUAGUAGUGACAUCACUGAAGCCUCUAGACCGGGAGGUUUCUCCACUGCGGUUAGUUCCUCUUGUGAUGGCGGACGCUGAAGGCCUAACCACCACUGCAACGAUUACCGUGACAGUUGGUGACGUCAACGAUAACCCUAUGAGGCCUGCUGCGAAAGUGAUUACUGUGAAGAAGUUCGUGGAUGGAAGCGGGAUGAUGAUGAUUGGUCGGGUGUAUGUGGACGACCCGGACGACUGGGAUGGAGGGCAGAAGAUCUGGACCUGGAAGAACCGCAUUCGCCACCACCUCUUCUCUUUGGAGGAAAAUACAGGCCGUCUGUCCAUGCACGCUAACACACCGAUGGAAGGUAAACAUGGAAAUACGUACCUGCUGCAGUUUCUGGUAAGUGACCCAGUCCACAAACAAGUUGAUGUACCGGCAAAUGUCACGGUAAAUGUAGCCAGUUAUAGUCGGGACAUCGUUAACUGUGCAGUGCCAAUCACCAUCACGACUCACACGCCGAUUGGACUCAUCGCAAAAGAUCAGCCAACAACCAGAUCUCCCAUCGAGAAGCUUACGGCAUCUGUGGAAUCCGUCGCGAACGUGGACGUGGAGGCUCUCUCCCUAGAAGCAAAGUCCAUCCAGUUACCGAACGCAAUCAGAGCUGGCACGCGCGUGUGGCUCACAUCGCGUCUCAUGAAUCCUCUGGAUCAGCUGUUAUUACUUCAUCGCCUUCAGAUUUCAAACGAAUCCGGAGUGGGAAUUGUAGACGUCGGAGUGGGCGUGUGCGUCUCUAUCCCCCCCUCCCCAGCCCCCGCGAAAGUCGACUACAUGUGGGUCGUGGAUGCCAAUUCAACCGCUUUAGUCACUCCUCGUCUAGUGACCUUUAAUAGCGGCUGCAGCUGUCAGACGAAGCCGGAAUUCCUCCAUCAUCAUCAUCACCACCAUUCUUACUAUUAUCAGCACCAUUCGAAGUCUGCUUCCACGAACUCGAGUCAAGCUCACAUGCCAAAUGUUGCCGCCGUUACCCAUUCAUCCUUUUGCCUCCCCAAUCCCUGCCUCAAUGGAGGGAGAUGCAUACCAAGUACUCCAACGCCCAGAUGUGUUUGCCCCGAGGGCACCACUGGCUCGGUUUGCAAACAGCUGAGUCGAAAUUUCGCUGGGAAGGGAUGGAUAUGGGUAGUGCCCAUCCCCGCAGUUAGCCAAGUCCACAUUAGCAUCGAAUUCAAGACCACACGAAAAGAAUGCCUCCUGCUGUACGCAGGGCCCCGUGACGAUCAAAAUCGGCACAUGCAGGAAGAUGUGCUGAGCCUUGAACUGAGGGAUGGUCGCCCUCGAAUGUUACUCGAUCUCGGCACCGGUCCCGUCUCCCUGAGUCUCUCCGACGGCCAAGCCAUGAACGACGGUCGCUGGCACAGGCUGGAUGUCUUCUGGCGGAACCAGAAAGCCGAACUCGUAAGCGACUUGUGUCAAUUCGAAAAAGCAGAGUUCUGCCAAGUCAAGGUUCCUCUUCCUUCUGGGUCGGAAGUUCUAGAUGUCGGGGCGCCCCUGCAUGUUGGGGGCCUAACGCACCCUCCCCCACACUACCAAGACUACAGCUGGCCUCAUCCCAUUACAAGUAUAUCCUUCGCAGGAUGCUUGAGAAAUCUUCGGGUCAACGGUGAGCUCCGAGACUUAGGAGAAGGCGUUCUAGGCGAGGACAGCCACCCAGGUUGUCCCAAGGGUGAUCAGUGCCAAGAGAAAGGAAACCCUUGUCCUCUAAAUGCAAGAUGUGUGACCAACGAAUCCGGCGAGUCCGUUUGCGAGUGCAAUCUGGGCUGGACAACAAGCUCUUGCAACCAGAAAACCAAACCGGCGUCGUUCAAUGCAAACAGUUAUGUCAGAGUUGCAUUAUCUUCCACUCCAGCCCCAAACACCACAACGCUUCGUUUGCGGUUUCGCACUUGGGAGCAGUUUGGCCAAAUGCUAGCAGUGUCCUCACAACACGGGAAAGACGCUUUGACACUCCAGCUAGUCAAAGGACGGCUCUGCGUUCAGCUUUUACUCCAUCCAAAAGCAAUCAAGCUCCUCUGCCUUCAGAAGGCUCAUCUUAAUGACGGACAAUGGCACAGCGUCAGGGUUGACAGAUUCGGUGAAUGGAUGGAGCUGAGAGUGGACGACGGAGAUGGACCACUGUACAACUCGACCGUCACUCCGGCGACGAAACGUGAGUGGCUUACUCAACUCCGAAUAGAUCGUCAAGAGGGAAUUCACGUCGGUGGAUCUCCAGAUUACAUUGGAGUCUCUUCCAUCUAUACGGUGCUCCGGGAUUUUCAUAAUGGGUGUUUGGAUGACCUACGCAUUUCCGGUUGGAGUCUUCCAUUACCUCCUUUAGAGAACAACACUGAAUGGGCACAGGCGACCAUGUUUGCAAAUAUACACGAAGGGUGCCACGGGGGAGUGGAUGUCUGUGCCAAUGUUUCCUGCCCUAACCCUUUCACCUGCAUUGACCUCUGGAGACGGCAUCAUUGUGGGUGUGACGAGGGAACUGCAUUAUCUCAGGAGGGAGACUUUUGCCGGGACAUCAAUGAGUGCCUCGGAAAUCCUUGCCUUAAUGGUGGCACUUGCAUCAACCGUGAUCCGGGAUAUUUUUGCGAAUGCCCAGAUUCCCAUAUUGGGGACCAUUGUGAAGGGCGGGCACUGCCGGUCCCUUCACUGGCUACUUCAGUCGGCAUUUUCAUCAUCAUUAUCUCGUGGACGCUACUUUUUUUGGCAAUAGGUGUCGCUAUUUGGAUUUUGAGGAGGCGUUGUCAGCAGAGGAAAUCUGACAGGAGAUCGAGUUCGACGGGAACAUCUCUCGAUCAGACGGACGUUGAGGAGACUCAGUCUGAAAGAAUAACGAUAGCAAAGAUUAUCAGUCUCAAUGGAAAGUUUGCGUCCAAAUCCUGCAAAACUACCGUCGACGUGGAUGUCCUGAGUGGAUCCAGAGAGAGUGGAGGAGGCUUAGGGAAAGGAUGCGAGUGCUCUCACCGAGAUCCUUCCGAUAGCGCGCUGUAUGGUAAAAAGGCAGCCGUCGGCGACAGCAAAACUUCCGAUAAAGUCUGCGGGUGUCACCAUCUCUCUUCAGCCGACGAUCUCCGUUAUUAUGCUUAUGAGGGAGAAGGAAGUUCUCCCGGAUCACUUUCGUCCUGCUGUUCGGGAGGCGACGGCGACGGAGACCAAGGUUUUCUAGCCGGAUUCCAAGACGUCGCUUCCUUGUUAAACUGCCUCAGUGCUCAGCCAAUGCCUCAGUCUCCAACGCUACGCCAGAAAGGUCUUUCUAGCAAUGGAUCGAGUCAGGAGUUGUCACAAAGACCCUCGUCCUCGUCGUUCCUUCCUGCUUCCAAGCGGAAAAACUCGUCGCUUCACAGUGUCACGACAGACAUCAGCCAGUGUGUCCCUGACAUCACGGCUUCAGUCAUUCACACGGCUGACGUCAUCGUCAGCCAGAAGGGUCAGCAAAAACGCGAAAUUGGCGUGAUCCCGAGGAGAUCCAAUAACUCAAGUUUCUUCGACGAUAAAAGCUGUGACGUUCACGGGGAAAACUUUGACACUGGGUCGAAAAGCAGUCAACACAAGCGAUGUAAUUCUCUGCCGAGGUGCAGAGUCCCGGCGAUAUUCGUGAAUAAUCUUCACGGUGAAGGCAUAGAUCCCUCGAGGUACAGUGUGCGCGGUUAUCAUUAUUCCUUGGACAGACGUAAAGCAACUGCACAAGGGUACGGGGCGCGCAGGAUGUCCUCCGACGAACUCGACGGCAGUCAGAGGAAAGAGAAGUGCAGCGCAUGCGUCAAGGUGUUGCUGCAACAACGCGAGAGCGUUUUCGGUAGCACCCACUUCAAAAGCUUCUCCACUUCCACGGUGUCCUUCCUCUCUUACAGUGGCGACUGCAGUCAAAUUGUUCCCGAAGUGGAGAGUACUUUCCCCGCCUCUUGCCCUUUGCACGGAUGUUCCUCGUCCUUGAAAAAGAAACACCAAAGCGCGCUACAAACCGCGACAACAAGUACCUAAUGAGUUUAUGGAAAGCUUCUUGGGAAAUGAGUGAAUGAACAUAAGUGGAUGAACGCACGUGCUUGCUCUGAGUGUUGGAGUUUCAUAAGCAUACAGAUCAAGUUGGUUAGCGAAAGAAUCUUCCAUAUUUUCUGUUUUAAUGUAUUACCAUGUGUGAAUGUUAGCAGUGAAGCAAAAACACCACUCGUGAGGUCUGGCAACACGCAUUUGGAAAAUGGGAAAUCCUGUUAGGUUCUAGCCUUAAGGUCUGUAAUAAGAGAAAUGUUUGUACUUUUAUAGAUAUGCUACAAUAACGAAGGUGUUCAUCUCAGUAAAUGUGAUUUACCUUUGUAUAGGAUCU